Molecule: messenger RNA, 345 nt
Organism: Vigna angularis (adzuki bean)
Lineage: Eukaryota; Viridiplantae; Streptophyta; Magnoliopsida; Fabales; Fabaceae
Exons: 2
Coding region: 1-345 (114 amino acids)
Source: RefSeq, a predicted model, not a curated record
AUGACUAAGGAUGAAAAGGAAUUAUGGUCGACUCUUGAUGCUAUGGUUUUUUUCUGGCUUUAUGCAGUCAUCUCCAAUGACCCGUUGCAUAGAGUUAUUGAACUCGAUGCCACGACCAUGGAUGCUUGGAAUAGGUUAAGAGAUAUUUUCCAAGACACCAAACAUUCCCGUGUGGUGUCGAAGAGCCACCUCGUCAUUCAACUUGUUUCGGGUCUCAGAAGUGCAUAUCACGGUGUAGGGACGUUAAUUCGACAAAGUGAUCCCCUACCUCUGUUUUAUCAGGUUCAGUCGAUGCUCAUACUUAAGGAAGCCAGAUUGGGAAAAGAGGCUGCCACGAGCUCAUAG